GCCGUGGUGGACACAGACGGACGCGCGCGGACAGGACAAAGGACGGGACAGCGAGCGGUCGUCUGCGCAAGGACAGCACCAUGGUGGGCCACGACGGGGUCGGCAUCGGCGACUUCGUCCUGCUCGAGGUCAUCGACAAGGACCACUUUAUGCAGAAUUUGGAAAAGAGAUUUUCUGGAGGAUGCAUUUACACGUAUAUUGGAGAAGUCUGCGUAUCGGUGAACCCGUACCGGACAGUCAACAUUUACGACCAAGAGCAAGUAAACAAAUACAAAGGUCGCGAGAUCUUUGAAAACCCGCCUCACAUCUUCGCCAUCGCUGACUCUGCCCACAAAGUGAUGAAACAACAGGGCAGGGACACGUGCAUCGUCAUCAGCGGAGAGUCGGGCAGUGGAAAAACCGAGGCUUCAAAAAUUAUCAUGAAGUACAUCGCAGCCGUCACCAACGCCGGCGGGCAACAAGAAAUCGAAAGGGUGAAAAAUGUGCUGCUGCAGUCGAACGCGAUAUUGGAGACGUUCGGCAACGCCAAGACCAACAGAAACGACAAUUCGUCGCGCUUCGGCAAGUACAUGGACAUCAAUUUCGACUUCAAGGGCGACCCUGUUGGCGGAAACAUCUCCAAUUACCUCCUAGAGAAAUCGAGGGUCAUUUACCAACAGCCUGGAGAGAGGAACUUCCACUCAUUUUACCAAUUGUUGUUCGGCGCCUCUGACUCUGACCUGAGCAAAUUGCGGCUGAAGAACAAGGUGGACAAUUAUUUCUACGUGAACCAGGGCAACGCCGCCAGCGUCCGCUCCAUCAGUGACAGGAGCGACUACAAGGCCACGCAGUCCGCCUUCCGCACCCUCGCCUUCUCUGACCACGAAAUCGACACCAUCUGGAGGAUCGUCGCCGCCAUCCUCCACCUGGGCAACGUGAAGUUCCGCCCGGACAACGAGUCUGUGAAGCUGGACGACCCGGGUGUGUUGGACACGAUUUCGGGGCUGCUCUCUGUGACGAACCAGGAACUGCGGCGGGCGCUCUGCGAACGGGUGAUCGCGGCCAAGGGCGAGGUGAUGGCCAAGACGCACAACGAGGCGCAGGCCAACUACGGCCGCGACGCCUUCGCCAAGGCCGUCUACGACAGACUCUUCUCGUGGAUCGUGCAGAAGGUGAACCGAGCCAUCAACCUGAAGGACGAGGAGAGCAGCAGGUACCGCCAGAAGACCACGGUCAUCGGCGUGCUCGACAUCUACGGCUUCGAGAUCUUCGACGUCAACAGCUUUGAGCAGUUUUGCAUCAACUACUGCAAUGAGAAGCUGCAGCAGCUCUUUAUCGAGCUGGUGUUGAAGCAGGAGCAGGAGGAGUACCAGAGAGAAGGCAUCCAGUGGCAGAACAUCGACUACUUCAACAACCAGAUCAUCUGCGACCUGGUCGAGCAGUCCCACAAGGGAAUCAUCGCCAUUUUGGACGAGGCCUGUCUCAACGUAGGAAAAGUCACUGACGAGAUGUUGGUUGAAGCCAUGGACCAAAAACUGGCCUCGCAUAACCACUACUCAAGCAGGCAACUAAAGCCGAUGGAAAAGGACCUGAAACACAAGGAAGACUUCCGCAUCAGUCAUUACGCCGGAAAAGUGACGUACAACAUCAACGGCUUCCUGGACAAGAACCGCGACGCGUUGUUCCAGGACUUCAAACGGCUUCUGUACAGCUCGAGCAACCCAACGGUCAAGGAAAUGUGGCCCGAAGGCGCCAUGGACAUCUUCCAGACCACCAAGAGGCCUCUGACUGCGGGAACCUUGUUCAAGAACUCGAUGAUCGCGCUGGUCAAGAACCUGGCCUCCAAGGAGCCCUACUACGUCCGAUGCAUCAAGCCCAACGAGAACAAAUCACCCGUCCAGUUCGAUAAAGAACAGGUUCUGCAUCAGGUGAACUACCUGGGUCUGAUCGAAAACGUUCGCGUGCGUCGUGCCGGCUUCGCUUAUCGUCAGCGGUACGACCUGUUCCUGCGGCGCUACAAGAUGAUCAGCCAGUACACGUGGCCCAACUUCCGCAGCGGCAACGACAAGGACGGCGUCAAGGUGUUGAUGGACGAGCAGGGCUACAGCGACGACGUCAAGUACGGCAAGACCAAAAUCUUCAUCCGCUCGCCGCGCACGCUCUUCUCGCUGGAGCAGAAGCGCAGCCGCAUGAUCCCUGGCAUCGUGAUCCUGCUGCAGAAGCAGUGGCGCGGCGCCAUCUGCAGGCGCAGGUACAAGAAGAUGAAGGCCGCCCUGACCAUCAUGAGGGUCUACCGCCUCUACAAGAUGCGCUCCUACUUCCAGGCUCUUCAGGCUAUCUUCUUCAACCCUGAGGAUAACUACUGGAACGUGUCGUCACGGAGAGACUUUGGAAAGUCCCUGCGCUGGCCCAAUCCGCCGCUUGUGCUCAGGAAGGGUGUGAAGAACCUGAAGGCCAUUCACGAGAGAUGGAGGGCUUGGAUGAUCAUCAAGAGGAUUCCCCAGGAAGACUGGCCUCAAGUCAGAUACAAGGUGAAGGCAUGCGACGCCCUGAGCAACAAGAGGUCCUACUACGGCCUCAGCAGAAGGUGGGAGGGUAACUACCUGGCCCUGAACAAUGAGAAUUCGGACUCGGUGCAGUACAACCACACCAUCAACAACAUCAAGAACAAAGACAAGUUCAAAAAGGUGCUGUUUUCAUCCUUCAUCAAGAAGACCAACCGUUUCAACAAGAGCGCGGACCGUGCAUUGCUGGUGACCGACACGGGUGUCUACAAACUGGACGCGAAAAAGCUGAACUUGAUGAAGCGAGUCCUCUCGAUCCAGGAGAUCACGGGCGUGAGUUGCAGCCCAGGAACUGACCAGCUCAUCGCCAUCCACUCGAGUCUGGGCAACGACCUGGUCGUCGCCCUUGAGCCCAGGGACAAUCAGGACAGGGUUGGCGAACUCGUCGGUGUCAUUUGCCACAGAUACUUCGAGGUGUGCGGGCGAGACCUGAACGUGAAUGUAAACAUGCACUUCCAGUGCAAACUGGGCAACAAGAGUCGCAGCGUGAAAAUCGAACUGUCGAACGAGGCCCAGAGCGGCAUGUUCAAGAAGGACGGCCAAAACGUCUUGUACCUGCUGCCCCUGCAGAACUCCAACAACUUGAUUAACACGAAGCAGGCGAUGCAGUAACACAUUGAAAAUGUCGGUGCCACCUGCGUAUAGAUUAUUUCAUACACACACACACUGCAAACACAGUAUUCCGGUUGAGAAUCAACUGACGUGCCAGUCUCGCCUCCGAAGGGAAAAGCCGGGCUUUUACCUCCAACGCGUUAACCACAGAAACACAAACACGAUUAAUUAUUUUUACCACGCAGUCACAUCAGUUAUGACUAUUACCAUUUUUAGCCUUUUUAAUGGACCUUUCGAAAUCUGUGAUAAGUGUCUUUUUGUGUCAUGUCGAAAGCUUAGGGAGAUGUGCAUUUAAAUGCUAUUAUUUUAUGUGUAUAUGUUUGUUCACUCGUUAGGAGCCGACGCACAGUUUCAGCUGAGAAAGCGCCUUUUUACGUAGGGUUCCCUUCGAUAACAAUCAAUAUGUAUAUUUAUUUCCCUGUUCUUUUCAUACAAUAAAUUUGUAUAUUAAACCGAA
Molecule: messenger RNA, 3612 nt
Organism: Cloeon dipterum
Lineage: Eukaryota; Metazoa; Arthropoda; Insecta; Ephemeroptera; Baetidae
Gene: Myo31DF
Product: Unconventional myosin ID
Exons: 14
Coding region: 81-3155 (1024 amino acids)
Biological process (GO): actin filament organization; vesicle transport along actin filament
Cellular component (GO): actin cytoskeleton; cytoplasm; myosin complex
Molecular function (GO): microfilament motor activity; actin filament binding; ATP binding
Source: RefSeq, a predicted model, not a curated record